Molecule: messenger RNA, 3355 nt
Organism: Trifolium pratense (red clover)
Lineage: Eukaryota; Viridiplantae; Streptophyta; Magnoliopsida; Fabales; Fabaceae
Product: BEL1-like homeodomain protein 7
Exons: 5
Coding region: 738-2642 (634 amino acids)
Biological process (GO): regulation of transcription by RNA polymerase II
Molecular function (GO): DNA-binding transcription factor activity, RNA polymerase II-specific; RNA polymerase II cis-regulatory region sequence-specific DNA binding
Source: RefSeq, a predicted model, not a curated record
AUAAAAAUCAUAAGGAACACUAAUAUUGAAAGCACAAAACCACUAGUUUAGUCUGGCGGUGAAGACUUUAAAUAGUAUGUUACAUAUCCUGGGUUCAAUCCCCAACUCAUUAUAAAAAAAAAAAUAGCAACAGAAAAUAAAUAAAAUUAGAUAAACGAUUAAUUUAGUUAAAAUUUUUAACUCAAAUUUUCUAUUAACCACUUGAGCUUUUUUUUUUUUUUCUCUUUCUUUGCAUUGAGCUCACUUACUUGGUUAAAUGUUUUUACUUUAUCUUAUAUACAUGUCAUUAAAGAACAAACAAUUUUUUUUUUUUUUUGACAAAAACUAAAGUUGGUUAUGAUGAUCCAUUUAUUUAACAACAAGAACAAUAAAUAAAUAAGUAGUUGGCAUGGGGGAAGUAAGCAAUUUCUUUCAUUAAUUAAUGAUAUAAUUUGUUCAUUGGUUGGUACCAAAAGAUAUAUAAUUUUUCAAAUUUAUAUGUCUUGGGAUUGCCACUUGUCUGACCUUCCCCACACUGUGGAUUCUUGUCUCUCCUCUCUGUAAUUUUUAUUUUCUCUCCUCUUAACCCUCUCUUCUCUUUGUUCUUUCCACCACUUCACCUUUUCCAUUUUCUUUCAGGUCUAAAGCAUCAAGGUGUUUGUUUUAUUAAUCUUGUUGCUGGAGAUGUCUAAGUGAUUCCAUUGUAAAGGGAAUAGAAACAAGCUUCUUCAUUUUGAAUUGCCAAAAUCUUUCUUACAAUGUAUCCGAACCAAGCAUUUUCUUCGGGAUCUUAUGCUGAGAUGAUUUCCGGGAAUACUUUGUUACCUCAUAACUACAGUGAAUCUAUAGGAGGACAAAAUGAGUUGAAGUUUAUGACAUCUAUGAGCGACACAAUGAAUAUGCAGCAUAUCAAUGAGGGUCAUUCUAAUGAUGCUACGAGCGAUCCAAGGACACAAUUUGGACUCGUUGAGAGCGAGCAAAAUGUGCAAUUGCAAGGCUUGUCUCUUAGCCUUGGGACAAUGAUGCCUUCAUUUCAAUAUCAGUAUCCUGGCAACGGUUUCACCUCGCUAAUGAAUGCUCAAAUUUCAAACUUAAAGGAAUCUGCAUCUCUUAAAGAUGACGAGGAAUUGAGAAAUGCUGAGUGCAUUGCAUCUUUGUCUUCUGGAGGAUUUCACAACACUAUCAAAAGGGAGGGUUUGUAUAAUCCACAACACCACUCAAUAGGCCUUAAUGAAGGUCAAUCUGAUCCGUGCCUCCACGGAUCAGCGGUUAUUCCGAACAAUUCCCUUAACUCACAUUACCUUAAGGCAGCCCAGGAAUUGCUUGAUGAAAUAGUUAAUGUCCGAAAGGGAUUGAAACAAACUGGAUCGGAAAAACAACAAAGUUUCCGUGACGCUGGUUUAGAUGGUUCCAAAGAUUCUGAUGGAAAAUCUACAAGUCAAUCUAUGCAAAUAUCUCCCGGACCUAAUGGUUCUAAUGCAAACAACCCUUCAUGUGAGCUAUCACCCGCCGAACGACAACAUUUGUUGGACAAGAAAACAAAACUUUUGGCCAUGUUGGAUGAGGUAGACAAAAGAUACCGACAAUACUGUCAUCAGAUGCAGAUUGUGGUGUCAUCUUUUGACAUGGUUGCUGGUUGUGGAUCUGCUGAACCAUACACUGCUCUUGCUUUGCGCACUAUUUCUCGUCACUUUCGCUGUUUGCGUGAUGCUAUUAGUGGCCAAAUUCAAGUGACUCAAAGGAGCCUAGGAGAACAAGAGGGAAUACCCCGUCUCCGGUAUGUGGAUCAACAGCUUAGACAACAAAAAGCCCUUCAGCAGCUUGGUGUAAUGAGACAAGCUUGGAGACCUCAGAGGGGACUUCCCGAAAGCUCUGUUUCAAUACUCCGUGCGUGGCUCUUCGAGCAUUUCCUUCAUCCUUAUCCAAAGGAUUCAGAGAAAAUUAUGUUGGCAAGACAAACUGGCUUGACCAGAAACCAGGUGGCAAAUUGGUUCAUUAAUGCGAGGGUGCGUCUUUGGAAACCAAUGGUUGAAGAAAUGUACAAAGAAGAGUUUGGUGAUUCGGAGACAAGCAGCAAUCUUUUAUCAGAAAACACACUGAAAGCUCCGAGAGACGAUGAUGUUCGAGUGUGUGAUGAUAAAAGGGAAGAAUCACAGGACAAGUUAACAACUACUGAUAGUGUUCAACAAGGUCAAAUUGCAGGAUUGAAGUUGGAUCAUGCAUCCUCCUCCACCACCGCCGCGACAGAAUUCGAUAGAGGGAUUCAAAGUAAUGAUCAUUGGGCAAAUAUGAUGGAUUCUAGAAUUGGGAAAAUGCAGGGUGACCAACAAAGGUUUAACAUGAACAAUAGUCCUUAUUCAAAUGCACCUAUCUCAAUCAACCAAAAUGUUGAUGGUUGCAUAAUGGAUUCUACUCCUACUACUUAUGAUGAUUUAUCAGAGUUGAGUAACUUUGGUGUCGGUGGCCAUGUCUCACUUGCAUUAGAGUUGAGGAAUUCUGAGAGUGAUGGAUUUGGUUUGUCGAAUGAUGACAUCAAUAAAAGGCGGAACCAAGCAUUGGCUUCUUCAUCAGAUACCGAUUUGUUAGAUUAUCAUUUCACAGACAAUGGAAAGCAACAACACAAGUUUGGCAACCCUCAUUUAUUACAUGAGUUUGUUGUCUGAGCCGAAAGAAGUGUGUUUGGAGAGCUAUCUUAUUAGAAUUUGGAUUUGCAUGUAGUCAACAAUCUCACUCAUUCGCGUAUCAACACAUCAGUGAUCAUUGGAACAUGAUUAGGCGGUCCAAAUUUCAAAUACCGAGCUUGAAAUCUUAGAUCCUCUAAUAUCAAUCCAGCGACCACUGAUGUUGUGCCGACUGCGUGAAUGUGUGAAAUACUGACUGCAGACAAUCUGAAUUCAUCAUACAUGGUGUCACCGCACGUCUAUCUCAAAGCUACAACUACUAGCUUCACGAUGAUCGUGCGUCCUGAUAUAUCCACCGUGUAUCCAAACACAUUGGACCUCUUGGAAAUUUUUUAAUGUUUUGUUAAGGGAAGUAUGGAAAAUGUGUACCUCAAAAAAGUAGAAACUAGAAAGAGAAAAACAUGUAUGCUGUUAUUGUGUUAUUGCUUCUCAUUAUUAUUGUUGUCCACAGUGAAUCAUAAAACUAUAUGUUGUAAAACAUGAACAGUACAAAAUAUACACGUAGGUAUGUGUAGAUGAUAGUGUGUUUUGUAAUAUUGUGGGGUGAUUGGUUAUUAUUUGUAUGUAUGUGCAGGCAAUUUUGUAAGGACAAGAAACAUAUCUAAUGCAUCAUCAUCAUGAAUAAGGAAGGAAUCUUCUGUGAAAAAUGUAUACAUCAAAGUACGAUGUGUGAAUGAAUUGAAUCUUUGUGCUCA